AUGAUGGAUUGGAUACAACAACGCUAUACACCAAACAUUGGAAAUAUUUCUGAAGACACUUCUGAAAGUUUGACAGAGAUCAAAACGGGGGCUAUCGACGAUCUGGAAGAACGAGAAGAAGCCGUCGCCUCGGUGGAACGUGUCGUUGAACUUCUGGAGGAUCACUUCGGAUUCCCGCAGAGGACGAGAGCACCAGCCGGGCAGCCGAAACUCGGACCCACGCCGCACUUCACUUUUGAGAUUCACGGCGACGAACCUGACAAUUGGCGUUACGUCAUCAACUCGAUUCGACAAGAAAUGGAUCGAGAAGAGGCGGCGAUUCGAGAAGCACGAAAACAGGAUCUGAUAGCCGGAAAACCGAAGAGAUCUCGGUUCACCGCCUGGUUUCAUAAGAGAUUCGGAACGAGAUCUUCUCCGUUCGCAUUUGAUAAUAUUCCCUACUGGACAAGUGACGAAGUGUGUGCAUGGCUCUCAUCGAUCGGAAUGUCAGAAUACGGAUCAACGUUUCGAAAGAAUGAUAUUCAAGGAUCUGAGUUGAUGCAUUUGGAACGAUCCGAUAUUAUGGAUAUCGGAAUCACUAAAAUUGGACAUGUCAAGAGAUUACAGUCAUCAAUAAUGGAUCUGCGUGCUCAAAACCAACGUGCCCGUCGUGCUCAAGCCCGAAAAAAGCGAGUGGCAAAAGAGUACAAACCGGACAAUUCGGGUGGUGGUGGCCCAUCUGGAUUGGAUAAGAGAAAAGAGUCGAGUGCUGAAAGAUAUCAAGACGGUCAACCGUCAACAUCGUCUGCCGGUGGUGGACAUAUGUCUGGAAGCAAAAGAAGAAUUCCACCGAAAGACGGAGAGUCGGCGCCAGCUGUCAUGCAAAUUGAUCCCGCUUCUACUGAUACAUGA
Caenorhabditis remanei is the source of this 891-nucleotide messenger RNA. RefSeq lists its product as uncharacterized. Gene Ontology annotation, biological process: actin filament organization; calcium-mediated signaling; neuron projection development. The coding region runs from base 1 to 891 and encodes 296 amino acids. Gene Ontology annotation, cellular component: actin cytoskeleton; cytoplasm; dendrite. NCBI's taxonomy places the organism in Eukaryota, Metazoa, Nematoda, Chromadorea, Rhabditida, Rhabditidae. The record is from RefSeq and is a predicted model, not a curated record. Gene Ontology annotation, molecular function: actin filament binding. The transcript has 5 exons.